AUGGUCACUGUUGCUGUUGAAGGUUGCUGUCAUGGCGCCCUCAAUACCAUAUACGAAAGCUUGAAGCCAGAUGUGGAGCUACUACUUAUAUGUGGAGAUUUCCAGGCUAUAAGGAACACAACAGAUUUGCAAACCCUCAACGUUCCUGCCAAGUACAGACAACCAGGUGACUUUCCUGACUAUUAUUCGGGCGUCAAAAAAGCCCCCGUGCUCACGAUCUUUAUUGGCGGCAACCACGAGUGCUCCUCAUACAUGAGAGAGCUUCAGUAUGGAGGGUGGGUGGCUCCCAAUAUCUAUUACUUGGGCGAGUUCGGCAGUGUGUGGUACAAAGGAAUCAAGAUUAGUGGAACCCUGGGGAUUUGGAACGCAAGAAGUUUUUAUACAAAACAGCGCUUGGACUACCUGCUUCCGUACGAUGCCAGUUCUCUAAGACUGGUGUACCAUCUCAAGCCAAAGAACUUGUUGAAGCUUCUCCUAAGUGGUCGUAGCGAUGUGUGCAUGAGUCACGAUUGGCCACAAGGAAUCUGGAAGUUUGGCAACGAAAGAGAGCUACUACAAAAGAAGAAAUUUUUCAAAGAGGAUAUGCAAAGUGGUAAGUUAGGCUCACCAGGAGCACGAGCUGCUUUGGAAAGGCUAGCGCCGAGAUACUGGUUUUCUCUGCAUUUGCACGUAAAGUUUACGGCAACGUUUGAAAAAAACGUGGAAGUAGAGGUGAAGCCCGAAACGACAGAUGAGAUAGCUUUGGACAUGGACGCAGAGAGUGCCGAUAACGACGAAGGCAUUUCGGGCAUUGACGAUAACAUGUCGGAAGAAAAGUGCAAAAGAAGAAAGAUCAUCAAGAAAACGUCGUUUUUGGCGCUCGAUAAGUGUCUCAAGGGACGCUCAUUCAUGGAUACAUUGAAGAUAGAGCCAGACGAGGAGCACCCAUCGGCAAAGUCAGGGAGUUUGCACUACGAUGCUCGUGGAUUGGCAGUCCAGAUGGUUGUCGAACGUUUUAUCAAAAACAAUUCUGAUCAGUGGCGUGCUUUGGACCCCCAAGUCAUCCUCAACCUGGCACUGCUGAGAGUAGCACUUAUCGAAGAGCUCGAGAAGGCUGUUGAGGAAGAGACGACCAGACUAGAGAGAGAGAGUCCCGACCUAGUGGUGCCAAACAACUUCGAAAUUACUGCCCCAACCAUGAACACUACGCCGCUGCCGCCACUUCAGUACUGGCCCAAUCCCCAGACACAGCACCUUUGUCUGAAGUUCAAGCUACUUCUUCCAAGUCAUGAGGCAUGA
Messenger RNA from Candidozyma auris, 1278 nucleotides. It is a transcript of the gene DBR1, whose product is annotated as RNA lariat debranching enzyme. The record is from RefSeq and is a predicted model, not a curated record. The transcript has a single exon. Lineage: Eukaryota; Fungi; Ascomycota; Pichiomycetes; Serinales; Metschnikowiaceae. Gene Ontology annotation, molecular function: RNA lariat debranching enzyme activity. Gene Ontology annotation, biological process: mRNA splicing, via spliceosome. The coding region runs from base 1 to 1278 and encodes 425 amino acids. Gene Ontology annotation, cellular component: nucleus.